AUGUCCCUAUCAACUCUCCAACCCAACGCACUCUACAUCGCACUCUUCACUCGCGGAUACCCUAACCAACCCGACGACUUCCACUGGGCACUCUACCUCCACCACAACGCUCAGAAAGGCGGCAUUAAAUACCACGUCCGAAACCGUGGUGCAGGCUGGACUGUAGAUCACGGAAGCACAAAAGGGAUUUUGAAAGAAGCGCUUCUUGUUGGUCUUGUUCAAAUCGCGGUGAUCCCGGAUGGGGAAGAGGGGUAUGUGAAUGAGGUUUUUAGAAGUCUGGAUGGGACGCUGAAUGAGAGGGAAAUAACUUGUCGGACGUGGAUUUUGAGGGUGCUGGAACCCUUGAUGAGGGGUGGAAAGGGUGAGGGGGAGGGGGAGGGGGCUGGGGUUAAGAUACUGGGAUGUGAGAGUAUUGAGGGGUUGGAGAGGGAGGUUAAGGAUUUUGGGAAUAGGUAUAUGGAUGAGGCGAAUGAGAAUGUGCAGCCGAGACUGGUGGAAGUUUCGCGGGUUUGUGGUUUGUGA
This is a messenger RNA of Botrytis byssoidea, 522 nucleotides long. RefSeq lists its product as uncharacterized. The coding region runs from base 1 to 522 and encodes 173 amino acids. The transcript has a single exon. The record is from RefSeq and is a predicted model, not a curated record. NCBI's taxonomy places the organism in Eukaryota, Fungi, Ascomycota, Leotiomycetes, Helotiales, Sclerotiniaceae.